Molecule: messenger RNA, 1169 nt
Organism: Diachasma alloeum
Lineage: Eukaryota; Metazoa; Arthropoda; Insecta; Hymenoptera; Braconidae
Product: juvenile hormone acid O-methyltransferase
Exons: 4
Coding region: 20-844 (274 amino acids)
Source: RefSeq, a predicted model, not a curated record
CAUUCGUUCUACUUUAGUUAUGAACCGACCGGAAGAGUACGCCGCAUCCAACGGUCUGCAGUACCGUGAUGUAAAUAAUCUAAUUAAAGAAUUUCCUGAGGAUUUCAGAGAAAUGCAGGGUCGCGUUAUCGACGUUGGCUGUGGUCCCGGCAAUAUAACGAAGGAUUUGCUCCUUCCAAAUGUGGGCAAGGAUGCUAUGGUCAUUGGUGCUGAUUUAUGUGCGGCUAUGAUUGAAUAUGCGAAGCAACAUUAUGAAUUUAAAGAUAAACUGUCCUUCAUUCAAUUAGACAUUGAAACACCUGAACUAUCUAAUAACUUGAUCGGACAAUUUGAUAAUGCUGUCUCGUUUUAUUGCCUCCAAUGGUGUAGAAAUACGAAACUCACGAUGGAAAACUUUUACAAACUCCUUCGGUCAGGAGGCAAAGCCAUCGUUCUCAUGGUUUCGCAUUACAUGAUUUUCGACAUCUACUCGGAGCAGCAGAAAGAUCCAAAGUUUGCGGCCUAUAUGCAGGAUUUUCUGAAAUUCACUCCUCCUCACCACGGCUAUCCGAAUGCGGAGGAAAUGCUGAGGGAAGAUUUGAAAGAGGUUGGAUUCGAGAUACUGCACUGUACUAAUAGAUGGAAAACUUUCAUGUAUUUAAGUUUGGAUAGUCUGGUCAAUUUUCUGAUGUCUAUCAAUCCUUUUUUGGAACGAAUGCCAGAUGAUGUCCAGAAAGAUUACAGAAAAGAUUUGGAGGAAAGGAUCAAGAACGAGUACAUGUCCCGAAAAUCGAAUGAGGAUUCCAAUAACUGCAGUAUCGAGACUCUCAUCUCAUUGCUGAUAGCGAUAUUCAAAAAACCUUGAAAUAAUUUGAAUAGUUUGAAUUUAAGAAGAAUUUGGUUGAGAUGAAUUCCUUGAAGCUUCUAACCUUUGGCAUCCUUCAGUGGAUGAGAAUAAUUCAAUGGAGUACAAGUAGAAAAACAAGUGGAAAAUUGCUUUUGUCUUCAUAUAGCAUAGCUAUUUUACCUAAACCUAAUACAUUAACAGGAAUGGUGAUUUUGGACAUAAUUUUCUUCUAUCGUAUAUCAUUCAUCAUUUUAGACUAUUUUGUCCAAUUGAAUAAUAUUUCUUCUGUAAUCCAUUGUGUUUGAUUUCUUAUGAAAAUUGUUGUAUAAAUCAAAUGAGGAAA